AUGAUAUUUGGUACCAACGUUCCGUCAUUUUUUUAUGGAGCUUCGACUAAUAGUGAUUGCUAUCAAGAAACCGGUGGAGUUGAAUCUACACUCCAUUGGUAUCAUGUAGGAAUAGCUUCAACGUUUAUAAUAAUCAACGGCAUAAUCUCUAUAUGGCUUGGUUUGCAUUUAGAAGCAUCUUUAUUUGUCAGCUCGGUUCGAUGUGUUGUACAGUUGACCUUAAUGGGUUUAGUUCUUGAAGAUGUUUUCAAGGCAGAUAAUCCUUUUAUUGUUCUAGCAAUGAUAUUUAUUCUUGUUUUUCUCGGCGCCAAUGAGAUCGUACUUAGCAAGAGCAAGAGGAGGCAUUCCGGAAUGUUCAUAUCAGUCCUUCUUUCACUGGGACUAAGUACUUUGGUAAUUGGUAUCAUUGGGUCGAGAUACGCUUUGGAUCAAAAAGAAUUUUGGAAUCCACGAAUAUUCAUACCAACAAUGGGUAUGCUUCUUGGGAAUGGUAUGUCUGCAAUAGCUGUUGGUACUUCUUAUGCUCUUAAUCAAUUCAGUGAACAAAAAGAAAAGUUAGAACUGUACUUGUCAUUUGGUGCUUCUCGGUGGGAAGCUGGUCGUCCAGUUGCAGUCGAGGCGAUAAGAUUAGCCAUGUUGCCUACAAUCAAUUCAAUGAGUAUUAUCGGUUUGAUUUCCAUUCCAGGUAUGAUGACUGGUCAAAUUAUUAGUGGUGCACCUAUAAUGGUUGCCGUUAGGUAUCAACAGAUUAUCAUGUUCAUGAUAUCUGCGUCUACAGCAUUAGGCGUAUUAGCCUCAAUAAUUGUAAGUGAAUCACAUUCUCAUCGAUUAAGAACUGAUAGAAUAUCAAGUUCGAAACCCUGGAUCUUUGCCAUGAAAGAUGAAUUAUUAAAUAUUCUUAGGCGCGGUAUGUUUUGUCUUUGGAAAAAACCUAAAAAAGAUAAUUUAGAAGAAGAAUCAUUAGGAUUAUUAAGCAGUAGAGUAGAAACUUAA
Messenger RNA from Funneliformis caledonium, 993 nucleotides. Lineage: Eukaryota; Fungi; Glomeromycota; Glomeromycetes; Glomerales; Glomeraceae. The record is from the annotation of a GenBank genome assembly.